Molecule: messenger RNA, 2664 nt
Organism: Oncorhynchus mykiss (rainbow trout)
Lineage: Eukaryota; Metazoa; Chordata; Actinopteri; Salmoniformes; Salmonidae
Product: GTP-binding protein Rheb
Biological process (GO): signal transduction
Cellular component (GO): membrane
Molecular function (GO): GTP binding; GTPase activity
Source: RefSeq, a predicted model, not a curated record
ACAAAGGGGAGUGACGCAGAUGUUAUAGACGCCCCACAUUUCUAUUAAAUCUACAGGAAUUCAAAUGUCUAAUCUGUAAAUGUCUAAUUUCUUAUUUUACGAGAAUAAAUAGUGAUUUAAAAAAGAGACACACAGACUGCUCUGCUUGUGACAUGCUAACGCCGUUCCUGUUGGAGGUUGCUGCUGUCCACCGUGAAGAUUAGAUGGGAUAGCCAACACGAGAUAUGCCGCAACCCAAAUCACGAAAAAUCGCCAUUCUCGGGUACAGAUCCGUAGGAAAGUCCUCGCUAACGAUUCAGUUUGUGGAAGGCCAGUUUGUCGACUCCUAUGAUCCAACGAUAGAAAACACGUUUACCAAGAUGAUCACGAUAAACGGACAAGAAUACCACCUGCAGUUGGUAGACACAGCGGGACAGGAUGAAUACUCUAUAUUUCCUCAGACCUAUUCCAUAGAUAUCAAUGGAUACAUCUUGGUCUACUCUGUCACGUCUAAUAAAAGUUUUGAAGUAGUUCAGGUUAUCCAUGAAAAACUUCUGGAUAUGGUGGGGAAAGCUCAAGUUCCUAUUAUGUUGGUGGGAAAUAAGAACGACCUGCACAUGGAAAGGGUGAUCAGCUGUGAGGAAGGGAAGUCACUAGCAGAAUCGUGGAACGCUGCCUUCAUGGAAUCCUCAGCUAAAGAGAACCAGACGGCGGUGGAGGUGUUCAAGAGGAUGAUCCUGGAGGCGGAGAAGCUGGAAGGCGGCGUCCAACCAGGGAAGACUUCCUGCUCCUUGAUGUAGAGCUGCUGAUCAAUCAGAACAGAGAACCGAACACUACACUGGGAUAUCCAGAUACUUGAAGGCUUCCUGCCAGUACAACUACUACUCUUCCAACUGUCUUCAACUGUCUUCAACUGUCUUCAACUGUCUUCCAACUGUCUUCAACUGUCUUCAACUGUCUUCAACUGUCUUCCAACUGUCUUCAACUGUCUUCCAACUGUCUUCCAACUGUCUUCAACUGUCUUCAACUGUCUUCAACUGUCUUCAACUGUCUUCAACUGUCUUCAACUGUCUUCAACUGUCUUCAACUGUCAACUCACCAACAGUUUAUUUUUUCAGUAUUUCUGUUUGUCAUGAAAGGGUGAGUGGCUGUCAUACUGUACAUUUCCCACAAUCCACUUCUCGUCUGUUCUGUGCUCAGCCCUGAUGCGAAACUGAGAGCCACGUCCAGAAAUAACCCCUAGACCCUCCACCCUUACACCCCCCCCCCCCCCCCUUAGUCACUUCUCUUAGCCCCUAGCAGACAAGGGGUGGGGUUUAGGGUCUGUUUCUGUAACCUUGUUUGACCAUCCCGAUCUUGCAAAAGUACAGCGGUCAGGAUGGUGUAUCAGACUACUGUUUCUCAUAAAGACGUAUCAGAAACUAUGUCUGGCUUCUCACAUGGGGCUGCACAGGUGUCCGUUCUGGCUUUAUGGCGGACGGGUGACUAUGGAAGAAUCAGAGAUGUUCAACCUCCUCGUAUUAGAGAUGCUAUGAAGAACGAACAUUCCCUUCUAUUGAAUUGUGUUUUUUAAAAUGUUUUUUAUUUAAACAAUUGAUUGUUUUAUCUUCUUUUCUCUGUCCAUGUAAUUAGUCCGCUGUGUCACCAGGAUGGAGCUAGCAUGCCAUGGUUGUUUUUACCCAUACUAAGCUGUUCAUUUUAGUGUAUUGUUUCAAAGGGAAACAAACACUCAUUAGGAUCAGGUGUGGUUAAUUAGUGGGCGUGGCCAACACACCUGACCACGCUUAAAAAAAUACAGCAUAGAGAGUUGUCUUGAUGCAGAGAACGGUUUUUAAAUCACUUUAGUAACGUUGAGAGAAUGUUUUCUGUGGUUUUUAUGGAACUUUUGGAACAAUUUGAAAACAUGACUUUAAAUAAAACCACGAGGAAACCUGUAGGAAACGUCAUGCUGUAGUACUGAAAUUCCCACAGAAGAACUUUUCUUAACGUUCACUGAACUAUUUUAAAAUGUUAAACCAGUUGUAGAACGUUUCUAGAACAUUACCAAAAUUGAAAUUAAAUGUAACCAUGUUUGACAUUUUAGGAAACGUUCUGUUAAAGUAAUGAAAUACCGAGAAAAUAUCAUUUUCGAAAGUUACAUAAUUGUGCUGAGAAUGUUCCAAAGCCAAUCAACUACCCUGCACCGUUCCCAGAACGUUGUGAGAAGGUUGUAUGCAAAAUAACCAUAGGACAACCGCACUCUCACCAAGCACUAAGAAACGUUCUCAGAACGUCGUGUGCUUGCUGGGCUCUGUCAUUGUUGUCAUUGUCAAUCCGUACAUCACUAAAACUUUUUUAUAGGAAAUCUUCCAAUAAACUUCAGGGAGAAUCCUAACUUCCUUAAGUCAAAUAUUCAGCUCGUCUCCCAUUGACAUCAACGCAUGAAUAAGUGAACAUUUCAUUUAUGUGUAAGUUAAGAUUUGUUCUUUAGUCAUAUCUGAUGCAUUAGUAGCUGUUCAUCUGUCCCUCUAGCUCUUUCUUUAUCUACUUUAUUUUCCCACAUCGUUGUCAGUCAGAUGUGUCUCCCCCCCACCCCCCACCCCAUAGCUGUUUUUGUCACCAGACAAAAUAUCUGCAUCGUAUUUUCUAACGUUGUACAAAAGUGUUUUUUGAUUGUAAUCAUUAAAUGAAAAAUGGAUUAUUUCA